AUGAGGGAGACGUUAAUUGGUAUGGGGGCUUGGAGUAUUAGUGGAGAUGUAAAAAACAUGUGGGACACGAAUGGUGAUUGCAUUAGAAAUGCAGCUACCGAGGUAUUAGGGUUAUCGAGAGGUAUCUGUAAUGGUCGCCCAAGAGAUUGGUGGUGGAAUGGAGAAGUUCUAGACAAAGUAAAAGCUAAGAAGGUGGCCUAUAUGGAGUGGUUGGAGUGCAUGGAUGAAGAUGCGAAGUGUAGGCUUAAAGGUAUUUAUAAGACGGCAAAAAUAAAAGCAAAGUCGGUGGUCACGAGUGUUAAGACGGCAGUUUUUGAACACUUAUAUAUUGAGUUAGAGGAAAAAGGUGGAGAUAAGAGAUUGUAUAGGCUCGCCAAAGCGAGAUAG
Molecule: messenger RNA, 387 nt
Organism: Solanum dulcamara
Lineage: Eukaryota; Viridiplantae; Streptophyta; Magnoliopsida; Solanales; Solanaceae
Exons: 1
Coding region: 1-387 (128 amino acids)
Source: RefSeq, a predicted model, not a curated record